Sebastes umbrosus (honeycomb rockfish) is the source of this 1617-nucleotide messenger RNA. RefSeq names its product acidic (leucine-rich) nuclear phosphoprotein 32 family, member B (gene anp32b). NCBI's taxonomy places the organism in Eukaryota, Metazoa, Chordata, Actinopteri, Perciformes, Sebastidae. Gene Ontology annotation, cellular component: nucleus. The record is from RefSeq and is a predicted model, not a curated record. The transcript is spliced from 7 exons. Bases 193 to 999 code for a protein of 268 amino acids. Gene Ontology annotation, molecular function: histone binding. Gene Ontology annotation, biological process: regulation of apoptotic process.
GAGCAUAUAUUUUGUUUCAGUCCCGUUUCCCUCCAUGGUUUCUCCUCUCUCCGACUAACUUAGCGUUUGGCUCAGUUCAUUAUACAGUCCUAUAUUUCUCCCUCCAUUAAGGGCAUCUCUUUUGCCUUUGGACUGAAGAUCCCAGCAAAACCCAAGAGAGAAGAAAAGUUUUCACUUUCAUAGGAGGCAAAGAUGGACAUGAAAAAGAGGAUCCACUUGGAGCUAAGAAACAGGACACCGUCUGAUGUACGAGAACUUGUCCUCGACAAUUGUCGAUCAGUUGAAGGAAAAAUUGAAGGCCUCACAGAUGAGUUUGUCAACCUGGAGUUCCUCAGUUUGAUAAAUGUCGGCUUAAUGUCAGUCUCCAACCUGCCUAAACUAGGAAAACUCAAAAAGCUGGAGUUGAGUGACAACAGAAUCAGCGGCGGCCUUGAUGUUUUAGCAGAGAAACUACCCAACCUCACACAUCUAAACCUGAGUGGAAACAAAUUGAAAGACAUCAGCACAUUGGAACCAUUGAAAAAGCUGGAUAAGCUGAAGAGUUUGGACCUGUUCAACUGUGAAGUGACAAACCUGAAUGACUACAGAGAGAGUGUGUUCAAGCUGCUGCCACAGCUCACCUACCUGGAUGGCUAUGACAUGGAGGACAGGGAAGCCUCCGACUCUGAAGGAGAGGUGGACGGAGACGGCAUAGAGGACGAUGAAGAUGAAGAGGGAGAGGAGGAAGAUGAGGAUGGAGAGGAGGAGGACUUUGACGAGGAAGAGGACGACGAGGACGACGAAGAGGAGGUAGAAGGAGAAGAGGAUGAUGAUGAGGUCAGCGGAGAAGAUGAGGAUGGGGAAGAAGUUGCUCAGGAUGGGGAAGCGGAUGGGGAAGCGGAUGAAGAAGAUGACGAUGAAGAUGACGAUGAAGACGAAGCAGAAGCUGGCAAAGGCGAGAAGAGAAAGCGAGACCCAGAGGAUGAGGACGACGAUGACGACGAUGAAGACGAUGAUUAAGAGCAAAACUGAAAACGAGAGCCUACCGAGUUACCCUUCCUCCCCCACAAACCCGAACGUCCGCCCUCCUACAACUCGCACCGCCUUUGUAAUCCAUGUCUACCCCUCCCAAACCCCCCCAGCUCUGAGCUCUUUUUAUGGGGCAAGACUGUACCGGAUGGGUGGGCCGAGUGGAGCUGCCGCCCCCUUUUUUUCUCCCCCUUUCCCUCCCCAUGGAACUGAGAGCCACCCAACACCCUCCACCUCACCCACCCCACGGCCCCGAGGUUCUCAGGCAGCCCAGCACUCAGCAUUCCACAAUUUCACUGUCGAUCCCUCUUUAUGUAUUCCCGUGUGAGGACUUUGGGACUGGUAUCUAGUUUUGGGUCUGUGCUUUUAAUAUUUUGUUGGAUGAAUUAUUUUUUGUUGUUGGGUUUAUUAUUUCUCAUUUUUUUGUCUUUUUUUUUUUUUUUUUUUUCUGUUCCUUAUUUUUCCCAAUAAAAUUAUUGCUAUAGCAGCUGUGCAACCAGCGAGCCAUGAUUUUUAGUGUGGCCGCCUGUUGCACAAAUCAAGGUUGUAGCUACAUUUUUACUUUCUGUAUGACAAAAAAACAACUUUGUAAAUAAAAUGUUAACAUUU